Messenger RNA from Plasmodium yoelii, 2001 nucleotides. RefSeq names its product retinitis pigmentosa GTPase regulator protein. The coding region runs from base 1 to 2001 and encodes 666 amino acids. Lineage: Eukaryota; Apicomplexa; Aconoidasida; Haemosporida; Plasmodiidae. The record is from RefSeq and is a predicted model, not a curated record. The transcript has a single exon.
AUGAAAAAAACAAUCAACGUAGCCAUCUUUCUAGCCCUUAUUAGUCUUCAUAUAGAAAAUAACUUAGUAUCCACUGAAGUUACAAAUAAACGGGGGAAUUUGCGAAAUGGCUCUAAUUUUAUGGAUUUAUUUUCAUUAAAUAAAAAUGAUGAUUUAGAAAAUGAAGACAAUGAAAAUAAACAAAUUCAAGGAAAUUCUGAUGAUCUCCAAAAGCCUGAAUCAGAUGACAAUCCUUCUGGAGAUGAUUCAUUAAAGGGAGAUACAGGUGGCACAGGUCAAGAACCUGGAAAACAAACUACAUCUGGUGAUAGCUCAUUAUUGCCCUCUGUUCCAGGGAAACCUACGGUAGAACAAAGUGAAGAUAGCAAAUUAAAAGAAAAAAAGGGGAAAAAAGGAGAAGGGAAUCCUGGAGAUGGGGAUUCUGUAAGUGGAGACGAAGAAGAAGACGAAGACGAAGAUGACGACGACGACGACGAUGACGAUGACGAAGAAGAAGAAGAAGAUGGAACAACAGAAGAAGAAGGUUCUGCAGAUAAAACAAAAGGAAAAGACAAAGCACAACAAAAUGGAGAAGAAGGGGAAACUGGAAAGCAAGGGAAAACUGGAAAGCAAGGGGAAGAUGGAUCAUUGUCAGUAGAAGACGGAGGGUCAGUACAAGGGCCAAAAGCACCAGAAGUACCAAAAGCACCAGAAGUACCAGAAGCACCAAAAGUAGGACCACAAGCAGCAUCAAAAUCACCAGCAGGGACAGAAGUAGGAUCAAAAGAAGAAUUGGGAACAGGAUUAGGAACCGGGACAAAAGUAGAAACAGGAACAGGUGAAGAAGAAAAAAAGGCAGGACAAGUAUCAAAAGUAGGAACAGACACAGAUCAAGGAGCAGGAACAGAAGAAGUAACAGAACCAGGAACAGAAGAUAAUGCAGGAAAAGAAAAAAAAGUACAAGGAGAAGGAUUGGGAGGAGGAGGGACACCAGGAUCUGAAUCAGACCCCAAAACUAAAGGGGAUGUAGAAGGUCAAAAAGAUGAUAAAUCAAAAGAAGAAAAAAGAACUGAUGAAGCACCUGCUAAUCCGCCGAAGAAAGAAGGCGACGGAUCAGAUCCAUCAAAAUUACCACAAAAAGUGAAAGAAGAACCACCAAAUAAAGACAGUGAAGAUGAAAGAGAAACACAACAUACGAAACAGGAUUCUCCAGGUCAACUUCCAGCCCAACCUCCAGUAGAUAAACAGCCUCCAACAAAUCAACAACCUUCAGUAAAUCAACCAUCGCCAGUAGAGCAACAUCAAUCAACUGAAAAUCCUACUAGUUUAUCAAAUACAAACGUUCCACGUACGGGGGAAGGAAAUAGUAUUCAACAAGAAAAUAGAUCUCCAAAUGUUGCAGAUAGACCACCUACAAAAACAUCUGGUGUAGAAAAUCGGCCAAUGAUAAUAGAACUAGAAGUAUCAUCUGAUGCUAGUAAUUUUAUUCUUGAUAAUGAUGAAACAGAAGAGGAACAUGACGAAGAACCUGAAGAAGAAGAAGCUGAAGAAGAAACAGAUGAAAAUUUACAGGAUAUAUUAGAAGAUAUAGAAGAAGGUGAGGAUGAAGAAGAUAUGGAAGAUGAUGAUGAAAAUGAAACAUUAGAAGAAGAAUCCAAUGAAGUAACAAGGGAAACAUCAUCUGGGGGAGAUGAAAGACCAAACGUAACAGACGAAGCAUCCCCUACAGAGGGAGAAACAACUGCACAAGAAAACAAUUCAGACAAUUCAAGAACUAAUGAAAAUAGUACAACUGAAUCAACAAAUGCUGAACAAAAAAAUAAAAAACCACCAAAACCCCAAAAUGAGGUCAUUGUUAAUAUAUCGGCUUCUAGUGAUUAUAAAGAAGAGAUUAAACAAAAAAAGGAUGCUGAUCAAUUUGUGAAAGAUGCUUUUAGUUUUCUUAACGAGAAAGAUGAUGAAAAUGGAAAUAUCGAUGUUAGUGAUUUAUCAAAGGAUAUGCUUCAAUUUGUUUUGAGCUAA